AUGGUCUCGAACGCAGUUCAAUGGCAGGAAAAGCCCAUAACGAAAAAGCCCACACGUCGGAAACCAAUGAUUAUUGUUGGCAUUGUCGGCUUAAUAGCACUCAUUGCUGCAGCUGUCGCCGUUGCCGUCGUCCUCACUAGACGCUCUUCAUCCUCGUCAUCAUCAUCAUCAUCAUCAUCCUCUUCUUCCUCCUCCGGAUCCAACUCGGGCUCCGACCCAAGCGUGUUUGCCAAAGACCCGAAACUAGUGCAAUCGUUCUACGGCAUUGCAUAUACUCCCGAAGGCUCGCAAAUGCCCAAUUGUGCUUACAACGCGGAUUCGUCUAUAUGGCAAGUUAUCAAAUGUUAUGCACCUGCAGUAAGCUCAACGGCAGUCGCAGGCGCGGACUGCAACCAAACCGCAUUGGUCCUUGAAGCGAUUAAGCAAACUAAGGCUCAAAUGACCGUUUGGGUUGGCAACUACGUUAUCCCAACAGACAACGGGACAGCAUAUCGGCGCCAACGAGACGAGCUGACGCGGGUGAUCCAAACUUAUGGCACAGAGCACAUUGGGGGAAUAACUGUGGGGAAUGAGUUCAUGCUCAACUACGUGACCGCAAACUCCGCGACAGAUCCAAACGGCAGCGUCGGAAACACGGGUGCAGCCCUUUUGAAGGCAGAUAUUGACGAUACCAAGUCAGUCAUGCGUGACUUGAACCACGGCAACAUCCCGAUCGGGAAUGCCGAGGCCGGGGCCUAUUUUAAUACGGACACUCUUCGAAACGUUGACUAUGGCUUGUCGAACGUACAUGCUUGGUUUGCAGGAACAACAGUGCAAGAUGCGGCAGGGUGGACAUGGCAGUAUUUUGAGGAGACGAAUGUGGUUGUGGCAAAUGGCCUGCCAAACAAGCCGGAAAUGUACAUCGCAGAGACGGGAUGGCCGACCAAGUACACACAAACGAGCCUCCAGACCAUGGGAGCUCCACCAUCGCAAGCUACGGAAGCUAAUCUUCAGGUUUUCCUCGACACCUUUGUAUGCCAGGCGAACCGAAACGGAACCAAGUACUUCUUCUUCGAACUUUUUGACGAGAAAUGGAAGGACGACAUGUAUGGUGGUGUGGAGGGCUGGUGGGGACUAUUCUAUGCAAAGUGA
Molecule: messenger RNA, 1131 nt
Organism: Mycena indigotica
Lineage: Eukaryota; Fungi; Basidiomycota; Agaricomycetes; Agaricales; Mycenaceae
Product: Glycoside hydrolase family 17 protein
Exons: 10
Coding region: 1-1131 (376 amino acids)
Biological process (GO): carbohydrate metabolic process
Molecular function (GO): hydrolase activity, hydrolyzing O-glycosyl compounds
Source: RefSeq, a predicted model, not a curated record